AUGUCCCUGCAAAAGGGACACAUAUCUCCCGCUGGCGAGGUUUUCUCCAUCCGACAGACCGUCCACUCCUCCCAGUCUCCACCCCUCUAGACUGCGGGCAGGCAUGGCGGCUAUCGAGACACGGGAAUGCGAAACAGAAGGCUGUAGCAGCAAGGCCAAACUUCAAUGUCCAACCUGUAUCAAGCUCGGGAUCCAAGGCUCAUACUUUUGCUCUCAGGAGUGCUUCAAAGGGAGCUGGGCUACUCACAAGCAGAUGCACAAAAAAGCAAAGGAGGAUAAGAACCAGGAUGAGGCAAAGAACUGCGUGGAGAACGACACCAACACAGACCCAUGGCCUGGCUACCGCUACACGGGCAGACUACGCCCUCACUACCCACUCACUCCCAUGAGGCAUGUCCCCGGUAACAUCGAAAGACCUGACUAUGCCGACCAUCCACUAGCCGCAGAAGUGGGUCUUAUGGCAGGCAUGUCUGAGUCGGAGCAGUCUUUGAAGGGCACUUCACAGAUCAAGAUCCUUUCUGCCGAAGACAUAGAAGGCAUGACAGUUGUGUGUAAGCUGGCCCGAGAGGUGCUUGACAUCGCCGCCCUGAUGGUAAAACCUGGCAUGACCACGGAGGAGAUUGACUACACUGUGCAUCUGGCCUGCACAGCCAGAAACUGUUACCCCUCCCCUCUCAACUACUAUAACUUCCCCAAGUCCUGCUGCACAUCAGUCAACGAGGUCAUCUGCCACGGCAUCCCAGACAGGAGACCUCUGGUGGAUGGGGAUAUCCUCAACGUGGAUAUUACUGUGUACCACAAUGGUUUUCACGGAGACCUCAACGAGACCUUCUUCGUUGGGGAGGCAGAUGAAGGGGCAAAAAAACUUGUCCAGACCACCUUCGAAUGCCUUAUGCAAGCCAUCGACUCCGUGAAGCCAGGUAUCCGCUACAGGGAGCUUGGUAACAUCAUCCAGAAACAUGCCCAGGCAAACGGCUUCUCUGUGGUGCGGAGCUACUGUGGCCACGGCAUCCACAAACUGUUCCACACUGCUCCUAACGUGCCACACUAUGCCAAAAACAAAGCAGUCGGAGUGAUUAAGCCCGGCCAUGUAUUCACCAUCGAGCCCAUGAUCUGUGAAGGUGGUUGGCAGGAUGAGACGUGGCCUGAUGGUUGGACAGCAGUGACCCGGGACGGGAAGCGUUCGGCCCAGUUUGAGCACACCCUCCUGGUGACUGAGACGGGCUGUGACAUUCUGACGCGCCGGCUGGAUGACAACGGACGUCCCCACUUCCUGAACCAAAUCUAAACUGGGGGGGAACAGCAACAAAGGGACUGUCUCACGGGAUGCGUUCUCUUUUGCACCCCCGUCGUAUCACACACACACACACACAUCUAACCUGAGGCACCACACCCCCUGGAGGCCCGACCCGCCCGCCUGCCGUGGCGCAGCUCUCACUGUUCAACGAAUUUACUGUCCUUCUCCAAAAUGAACGGAAAGUACUUGAAUACAUUUGAUAUCAACUGUGUGGAUUUUUUAUCUAGGCUGUUUUAAAAAAAGAAAUGUCUCAUCAGGAGAUAAAAAGGACAAAUAAGGGAAGUGUUUUCAUGAAAUGUGGCUUAGCGCAGUUGCAGGUUGAAUUCUUACCUUGAUUGUUAGCUUGGAUUCUGUUGAUGUGUAUAACGGAAGAGGCAUGGAAGGGAUCAGGCUUUAGUUUGACCCCAUGACUUUUAGACAUGUGCUACCUUACUGUAUUGCUUAAUUGAUAGCAAGGCAGCCGUGCUCCUAUUGACCGGCCAGAUGUGGCCAGGGAAGGGGAGCUGUUCAGCUCACCUGUAGUUUUCUGCUAAGGUGUGUAGUCCAGGUCUAUUCAAAUCUGGGCCCUGAGGUCUGCAGCACUGCUGGUUUUUUUCUUUUCUCUGGGAGUGAACUAGUUUAGUAAUGUUUAAUAGAUUGACGUGAAUCCCUGACCUGGCAUCCCCUGGUCUGGUUUGAAUCGGGAUUGAAGUUGGCAGUGCUACGAACCCUGGGGUCUGGAUUGGACUUGUCCUGGUGCAGUGCGUUGAGCCUUAAUUUUUGUGAAUUAAGAAUGAGCAUGCUGGCUAAUGUCCAGGCAGCAUAUAUCCGUUAUUCCUCAGUCCAGUCAAUUGCUAUUUACCUUGGUAUGCUGUCGAUUUACUGGUGCGAGCAACAGUCUUGAGUCUCCAUUUUCAGUCUUUCCACAGUUUCUCUGCCACCUUUUUAUUUCUUCUAUGAUGGAGUGAUAAGCAGCUGUUGUGUAUGUUUUUGUUUUGUUUUGAGUGUGAGGACUGUAUAAAUGCCAAAGGCUCUAUUGCAGCAGAAGUUUGGGUUUACCACAGACCUGUGAGUUAAUACCUGAUUCCAGAAUACUGUAUUAAAAUAGUAAUCAUUUGAAGUAUUAAUUGUUUUACAUUAGCUGGUAGUUCUGCAUUUGUUUUUCUUUUAUUGUACUUCCCAUAAUGUGCACAUUAUGGCAAUCUGACUCUGCAAAUGCAAUUCAUCUCAUUCAUUAGACAAGAUUCUUACUCCCAAUGCUAUGCGUAAUUAGCCUGGCGACGAGGUUCAAAUGAAAUUGACCAGUAAGACAAUUCUUUGAUUUAUUGUAUUAAAUUCAAAUUGAUAAAUAAGGAGUGAAAUUCCUUUCCUAGAAUUUCAUGACAACACAAAUACUGCAAAGUAAGAAGGGGGAAAGUAUGGUAAGGAUUUCCAAUUUAUAACCUUGUGGAAACAUACUAAAUGGAAAGCUGACUUUAAUGUGAUUUCUUCUGCAAUGCCUUACCAUUUCCCAGCAUGCAUUAAACCGAAGCCUUCUGAACUGCUCAAAGGGCAGUGUAUGGGUCACAAACUCA
Molecule: messenger RNA, 2850 nt
Organism: Salvelinus fontinalis (brook trout)
Lineage: Eukaryota; Metazoa; Chordata; Actinopteri; Salmoniformes; Salmonidae
Gene: metap1
Product: methionyl aminopeptidase 1
Exons: 12
Coding region: 104-1288 (394 amino acids)
Biological process (GO): proteolysis
Molecular function (GO): metalloaminopeptidase activity
Source: RefSeq, a predicted model, not a curated record